Messenger RNA from Scylla paramamosain (green mud crab), 2564 nucleotides. Its product is annotated as beta-galactosidase-like. Bases 243 to 2210 code for a protein of 655 amino acids. The record is from RefSeq and is a predicted model, not a curated record. Gene Ontology annotation, cellular component: vacuole. Gene Ontology annotation, biological process: carbohydrate metabolic process. Gene Ontology annotation, molecular function: beta-galactosidase activity. NCBI's taxonomy places the organism in Eukaryota, Metazoa, Arthropoda, Malacostraca, Decapoda, Portunidae. The transcript is spliced from 14 exons.
UCUGAUAAUUGUUGUGGUUUGCAAUUGUUUAGGGUACAUUUGUGAUAAGAAUGUUAUCUAUAACAAUACAUUUCUUAUCUGUGACUGGCAACAGGGGAAACAGGGGAACAGGGGGGAAAAUAUAACAUUAAAGCUAAGAAACUCACCAGUAGUAGCCACUUGCCUUUUGGCACAACAGCGCUCAGUGUUGUGCCCCAUAGGUGUUGCUGCCAGCACAGUGAAAGUUUGAAGGUGACCUCAUAAUGGGUACCGGGCCUCUGUGUAGCAGAGUCACAGCCCUGCUAGUGACCUUCCUGACCCUGAUGGCACUAGCAGGGGUCACUGCUGAGGAAGACAAGGGCAGCCAGGAGAGGAGAUUCACCAUUGACUAUGACAACAACCAGUUCUUGAAGGAUGGCAUGCCCUUCCGCUAUGUGUCUGGCUCCAUCCACUACUUCCGUGUGCUGCCGUCAGAGUGGAGGGACAGACUUAGGAAGCUGCGCAUGGCUGGAUUCAACGCCUUGACAACGUAUGUGGAGUGGUCCAGUCAUGAGCCUGAGGCGGGAGUGUAUGACUUCUCUGGAAUCAAUGACCUGACACACUUCCUCACCAUUGCUCAGGAGGAGGACUUGCUUGUCAUCCUUCGUCCUGGACCCUACAUUGAUGCUGAGAGAGAUAUGGGUGGGCUGCCUUACUGGCUACUCAAUAAGAACCCAGAUAUGAAGCUCAGGACCUCCGACCCAACCUACCUGAAGUACGUGGACAUCUGGUUUAGGGACGUCCUGCUGCCCAAAGUGAAGCCGCUGCUCUACGAGAAUGGCGGCCCAAUCAUCAUGCUGCAGGUGGAGAAUGAAUAUGGAUAUCAACCUGAGUGUGACUUUGCCUACACAAGUCACCUUCGAGACCUGAUGGUUGAGAGCUUAGGGAAGGGACCUGUGUUGUUCACCACUGAUGGGGAUGAGGUGGAUGACCUCAAGUGUGGCAAGAUCCCAGAGGUGUAUGCCACUGUUGACUUUGGCUCAAGCACAAAUGUAACAGAGGCUUUUGGGGCCAUGAGGCUGUUUGAGCCACGAGGGCCACUGGUCAACUCUGAGUACUACCCUGGCUGGCUGGACUAUUGGAGUGUUCCUCACAGUACUGUCAAGGCUGAGAAGGUGGCAAGCAAUCUGGAUGAGAUGCUGGCCCUCAAUGCCUCUGUCAAUGUAUACGUUUUCCAUGGUGGCACUUCCUUUGGAUUCACUGCAGGGUCUGACUUUGAAAACCGGUUCAUGCCAUGUCCCACAUCCUAUGACUACGACGCCCCACUCUCUGAGGCUGGCGACCCCACAGAGAAAUACUGGGUUCUCCGCAAUGUGACUGGCAAGUAUCUGCCUCUACCCCCUGGGGAGGUGCCUCCAGCCUCCCCCAAGUUUGGGUAUGGCAAGGUGAGCCUGGCGCCCACAGGGAGUGUGUUCCAGAUGGCUGACCUCCUCCAGAAGGUCACCAACAAGUGGCCUCUCACCUUUGAGGAGCUACUGGUCCCCAAUGGCAUUGUGGUGUACCAGACUGUGCUGCCUUUCCGUAUAGCUGACCCAGCUCGCUUGACCCUGGGUGACAUCCAUGACCGAGGCUAUGUGUUUGUGGACACAGAAUUUGCUGGGAUGGUUAGCCGAGAGCAGGACAUGUAUGACCUGGCCAUCUAUGCCCGCCCCAACCAGACCAUUACCAUUGUUGUGGAGAGUCAGGGCCGUGUCUGUUAUGGCCAUCAGAUCAAUGACUUCAAGGGCAUCACCACCAAUGUGACGCUGAGCGACCACACUCUGGAGGGCUGGACCAUGACCCCACUGCCCAUCACCCACACCUCUCGCCUGCAGAAUGCUCUCACCCGCCUACAUAGCUGGGCUGUGGCCCAGAACAUACCACCACUUGGCUUACUGGGCACUAACAAGGGUGGCAUGACUUUCUUCAGUGGAUCCUUCCAGGUCCCAGGGGACUCCUCACACCCAAGGGACACUUUCCUCAGGCUGGAUGGCUGGAACAAGGGCGUGGCUUGGGUCAAUGACUUCUGCCUGGGACGAUACUGGCCUGAGGUUGGGCCUCAGGUGACGCUGUAUGUGCCUCGAGGAGUGUUGCACCAAGGCACCAACACCCUGCUGCUGCUGGAGCAGGAGUCUGCCCCAUGCCUCACACCAGACACCUGCCAUGCCACCUUGCAGGAGACCAACAUCAUUGAUGGCCCCACCCCUCUGUGAUCCCAGCACUUCCUUCCUUACCUGACUGCAUAGCCUGCAUGCAAAACCUCAAUGUGGAAUUUUAUACUUAUAAACACUGCACACUUUACACACAGAUUUUUGUUUCAGAUACUAGUCAGACAGAAAAGGGUUCUUCAAUAAUUGUAACUAUGGCUGUUAUAAUUGGGUUUUCAUCUUUUCAAACUCUGUAGUUGUAACUCCUUUAGCUGAGUGGUUAGAGGGCUGCAUUUGUAGCUGUGAGAUGUUGGAAUUGGACUCCAAAAUGUAGUACUUUAAGACAAUUUCUAUAUCAGUUUUAUUGAUUUAGUUUCUCAGAUAAAACUUACAUUUAUCACAAUAAAUGGUGUGAUUUUU